Molecule: messenger RNA, 3508 nt
Organism: Sturnus vulgaris (Common starling)
Lineage: Eukaryota; Metazoa; Chordata; Aves; Passeriformes; Sturnidae
Gene: MFSD2B
Product: MFSD2 lysolipid transporter B, sphingolipid
Biological process (GO): carbohydrate transport; lipid transport
Cellular component (GO): plasma membrane
Molecular function (GO): symporter activity; sphingolipid intramembrane carrier activity
Source: RefSeq, a predicted model, not a curated record
CGCCGCCCCGCCCCGGGCGCGCAGGUGUCGCUCGGGGUAGGAUGUGCCAUGGCGGGGGCUGCGAGGGACACCCCGGAGGGCGAGCAGGAGGGGCACAGGCUCUCGGUGUGCAGCAAGCUGUGCUAUGCCAUAGGAGGUGCCCCAAACCAAGUGGCAGGGAGUGCUGCUUCUUUCUUCCUGCAGAUCUACCUGCUAGACAUAGCCCAUAUUACUCCAUUUCAUGCCUCUUUGGUGCUGUUCAUUGGCAAAGCCUCAGGUGCAGUUACUGAUCCUGUUGCUGGCUUUUUUAUUAGCAAAAGUAGAUGGACAAAAAUUGGCAGGCUCAUGCCUUGGGUGCUGGCAUGUACACCCUUCACAAUAGUCUCCUAUUUUUUUAUGUGGUACCUGCCUCCAUUUGUAUCAGGAAGAGUUGCUUGGUAUCUGACUUUCUACUGCCUUUUCCAAGCACUGACCACAUUAUUCCAAGUACCAUAUUCUGCUCUCACCAUGUUUCUCAGCACAGACCAGAGGGACAGAGAUUCUGCAACAGCAUAUCGAAUGACCAUGGAAGUUCUUGGGACCUUGAUUGGAGCUGCACUUCAGGGGCAGAUUGUGGCCAGUGCUCACGUCUCUCCCCACUGCACUGUGAAUCCCUCAGAAAACACCACUGACUCCUGGCAUGACACUGCCACCAUUCCAGACCCCUCAGAUCCUCUGUCUCAUCAAGCAAAAGUUUACAUGAUUGCAGCAGGGGUCAUAGCAGGUGUGUAUCUUCUUGGAACUGUCGUUCUUUUUCUUGGAGUAAAGGAAAGGGAUGAUCCUUAUGCCUUAAAUUCAGACAGAGCAAUUCCUUUUUGUAAGGGGCUUGCACUUACCAUGAAGCAUGGUCCAUAUGUGAAGCUUACAGCUUCAUUUCUUCUCAUCUCGACAGCAGUUCAGCUGGAGCAGGGGAACUUUGUCCUGUUCUGCACUCAUGCUGCUGGCCUCCGCAAUCACUUCCAGUAUUUGGUGGUGACCAUCUUGGUAUCAGCAGUCGUGAGCGUUCCCUUCUGGCAGAAGUUUCUGCAGAGAUUUGGCAAGAAGUGUGCAGCAUGUGGGAUUUCGUGGAUGAUUCCUUUUGCAGUCAUGCUAGUGACCAUUCCAAACCUGAUCCUGGCUUACUUCGUGGCCUUCGUCUCUGGUCUGAGCAUUGCAGCAUCUCUUCUGUUGCCAUGGUCAAUGCUGCCUGAUGUUGUUGAUAACUUUCGCCUGCAGAAUCCCCAUGGGAAAGGACAUGAAACCAUUUUCUAUUCUUCUUAUGUUUUUUUUACCAAGAUGUCAGCAGGAAUUGGCUUAGGAAUUUCUGCAGCAGGACUGGAGUUUACUGGCUACAAGCCAGGGAUAUGCAGACAGUCAGAUGAUGUGAUCCUCACACUGAAACUCCUCAUUGGAGCAGUCCCUGCCAUCCUCAUCCUUUUGGGUUUGUUUAUACUCCUUUUCUACCCAAUCACUGAAGAAAGUCGGAAAGAAACAAAGCUUGCCCUUGAGGAGUUAAGGAGGAGCCAUCAAAGCACAGAGAACUUGGACAGCCACAAAAAGGACACCUCUGUCUGAAAGCUCUGAACGCAAUGGCUUUCCAAAUACAGACUCACAUCCCACCAACAAACUCUGUGAGAGUUUUCCAGGUCAUUUCUCUGCUCACAUUUUGUCAAAAAGGACAAAGGAUGAUUCUGACAUAGCCAGUAAUGAAAUUGAGAGGGGACAUCAUUGUGCAAACAUACACCUAACUCCAUGCACUGUGCUAAAAAAGACAUUACACAUGUUCAGAAAUGCAAGCCAUUGAAGGCUUGGGGCUUUUUUUGUUUGUUUUUCAGUGAUUAAUGGGAAGCUGUGAUCUUGUUCAUGGGAGAUUUUAUGCAUUUGUAGCUCAAGGGGAAAAAAACCAGUGUAAAUGUGACUAGAGAAUUUUUGAAGGUUCUGGUAUUGGAAAAUACUCACAAGGGUUAUUGAGUUCAAUCCACGAUGCACCAUCCAAAUAUUAACUCACAAUAUACUUCACCCUUGGAGGCUGGGGUGGAUUUUGAGCACAAUCUCUACCUAUAACUUGCACGUUAUUGUAUUUGGAAAGCACUUGGGAACCUGUGCUGAAGUAUACUAUAUAAAUCUAGGAUUUAUUUUGCUUUGAAAUGAAGCAAAUCACUGAUGCAAAAAUAUUUUGAGGAUUUUUUUUUUUCAUUUUUUUGAAAGAGAUUUUGAGGCAAUCUAAGUUCAUAGAUUCUGUAAGAAAUAGAACGCUGCAUUUCCCAUUACUGAUGUUUCUUGCUUCUGAACCCUGUAAACUGAUAUCUGUCAGAGAAUGAGAACUUAACAUUUUCAUAAUCAACGUCUCCUAUGAAGAUAUGAAAAAUCAGUUGUCCCUUCCAAAAAUUAUGUAAUUCAAAUUUCUUUAAAUUUUGGCCUUUAAGUAAUCACCAUGUCCAUUUCUCACAUGGUGUAAGCUCUCUACCUCACAAAACACCACAGCACAGAUAUUAAUCUUAGCUUGCACCUAUUUUGUAAUAAUGAGGCCACACCUGCCUUUUAAAUGGUGAAUUUUUUCAGUCGGGGAUGUUGUUGUGCUUUAGAUACAUCAACUGGAACCUCAUUUCUACUGUAGAUUUACACUGUUGAGCACACUUUUCAAAUGAAAUACACAUUUAACCUCAGGCACCUGAUGGAGCAUUGAAGUUCAGACCUGUUCAUUCCUGGCUUCUGUGGUCAGUGCAGGUACAGAGACCUCCAGAGAGUGGCUCCAUGCCUAAGCUAAAAUGACUGGACUCUGAAGAUGUGUCUAAACCUGGCAGGGAGAGUGAGGAAUUCAAGAGGUUUGUUCACCUUGCAGAAAUUAGCACAAUGCAAGACCAGACAUGAAUUUCAUCCCCCUGCCUUCCCUGUGUGACUCUGAGAGUGCCUUUUGCUGUCCCAGAAGUGCCUUUGGAGGAUGGGCUCGCUGCCCUCCAGGAGCACCUGGAGGAAGUUCAGGGCCACCUGUAAUUUGCUCAGGGCCACCUGGGAAGUGGCUCACAGUGCUGGGACUGGAAAUUGGGAAAGAUUUUGCUGAAGGACACUGGGAUGUCAAAUCAGUGCAACCCCAGAAUGUCUCAUUGAUACUGAAAUUUUGUCAGGCAAGUUUGAAGUCAAAGGCCUUAUGAACUGUCCUAAUUCCUCAAAAUGUUUAAUCAUGAGGGAGCUUCUAAGGAGAUAUAUUGAGUGUGUGUGGGUAAGAGUUAACUGCAUUUAAGAUUUCUGUUGACUUGACAUCUAAGGCUGGGGUGUUUUGUUUUCUUCCUUGUUUCAGUUUUUGGACAAACCAAGAUAUGUAUGCCUGGGGCAUAUGUGUUUACAACAAUAAAAACCAUAAGCCUGUUUACAAUUUUGAGUCUGAUGGAAUUUGAAAUAGCAGAUUUACUGCACUUUGAAGUAGGUAAGUUAUGUAGCAAUAUCACACAGCUCCAAAACAUCACAGCGAACAGUUUGGGGCAUUCGAUGUAUUCUGUAAUAUUUGUAUAUU